UGGGCGAGCUCAAGAAGACCGAGGAAAGCGACAAAGAAAAAUGGCAUUCUUGCGAUCGAGGGACCAAACCCUAGUUCAGUCCUCCUCUUCGUGUCCUCGCAUCGACGUAAGCUACACCCAAUCCCAUACUUUCGAAUUAAUUUCGCUGCCCUUGUUUCUUUUCUCCAUCAGCGGAUCCAUGAUUCCUUCGUUUGCGCGUUUUAUUCUCGAUUUUUAUCUGGAAAAAUGGAAGAAAAAGAAAAGAAAAAGAUGACUAAUGAUGUGGAGAUGAAGGAGGUUCAAGCUCCAUUCGUCACCACUUCUUCCACCCUUUCGGCAUAUGAAGGUGAUUGCUUCCUUGAUCGAGACCGGCGCAUAUGCCAAAAAGGUGCGGCUAACCAUAAUGCUCCGCCGGAAGAUCAGGGAGCCCGUGGUCUAUGCCUUCCUUAGCUAUGCCCUUGCCCCGGGUUCUGAGGCCCACACGAGGCUCUCCUCCUAUAUUCACAAGUGGGGAGUGUGAAGUUCACUUGGCACGAUCAGGUACUCCUCAAAGAUCAUCGAAUCAAGGAGGAUGGCUACUAUAUGCUUUUGCAUUUAGCAGAUGGGCAGACGCUCAAAACGCAGGUGUUGAUAGGGUGUGAUGGAGUAAAUUCAGUGGUAGCAAAAUGGUUGGGACUGAAGAAACCAUCCUUAUCUGGGCGUUCUGCUUCUAGAGGUUUUGCUGAGUUUCCAAAUGGCCAUGGUUUCAAGCCACUGAUUUCAGAGUACUUCGGAGGAGGUUCAGAUGAGGCUUGGAACAAUGCAGCGAGAGAGGCUUUUGCUGGUUUUUCACAUGGACUUCCUCCGCUAAAGGUUCUUGGCUGCUGCAGUGGAAAAUAUUAUUGGAUUCAACGUUGGGCUCCACGUUACAGGGAGCAUGACUAAGAGUACUUCAGCGAUGACCUCAGGAGAGUCCCAACUCUCUCUCUCUCUCUCUCUCUCUCUCUCUCUCUCUCUCUCUCUCUCUCCUCUCCCAGCUAUAAGUAUUCUUUUCCUCGCCUCGCCUGCCCCCACCUUUAAUCUCUGCCUCUAAUUCAUAGCUUGCAUCAAAUGGAGGCCAUCGAGGAUGUCGUGAUCAUCGGCGCCGGAAUAGCGGGGCUCGCAACAGCUUUGGGACUCCAUACGAAGGGAGUGAGGAGCUUGGUGUUGGAGUCGUCCGAGUCGCUGAGGGCGGCGGGUUUCGGGCUCUCCAUAUGGACCAAUGGUUGGAGAGCACUGGAUGCGCUUGGGGUGGGGGACUCUCUCCGGCAGAGUCAUGUCCGCUUACAAGGAGUGACAGCUACUUCCGCAGCUUCUGGAGCUAGAACAUCAAAUUCGGCAUUUAUGGCACGAGGGAAGAUUGGGGAGCGUGAAGUUCGCUGUCUAAGGAGGAAUAUAUUGUUGGAAACCUUAGAAAAUGAGUUACCACUUGGCACGGUUAGAUACUCUUCCAAAGUUGCUGCAAUUGAGGAGGAUGGCUACUUUAAGCUCCUGCAUUUGGCAGAUGGCUCCACACUCAAAACUAAGGUCUUGAUAGGUUGUGAUGGAGUGAACUCAGUGGUAGCAAGAUGGUUGGGCCUAAAGAAACCCGCAUUUACGGGGCGUUCAGCUUCGAGAGGUUUUGCUGAGUUUCCAAAUGGCCAUGGUUUCAAACCUGAGGCCAUGCAAUACUUUGGAGAAGGCUUUCGUACAGGUUUAUUGCCUUGUAAUGAGAGAAUGGUUUAUUGGUUUUUCACUUGGACUCCCUCUGAGCAAGAAAAGGAAGUGGAAGAAAGUGCAGUGAAAAUGAAACAAUGUAUGUUAAGCAAGUUGAAGCAUUCCAAGGUGCCUGAGGAAUUUAUACGUGUCAUAGAAAUAAGCGAACUCAGCGAUCCGGUCUCAGCUCCAUUGAGAUACAGGUGGCCAUUUUCUUUGUUUUGGGGGAAUAUAAGCAAGGGAAAUACUUGUGUGGCCGGUGACGCAUUCCAUCCCAUGACCCCUGAUAUAGGUCAAGGAGGCUGCUCGGCACUUGAAGAUAGCAUUGUUCUGGCCAGAUGCUUGAGUGAAGCCCUUCUAGGGGAGCACAAUGGAGGAGCUGAAGGAGAGUACGACAACAUUAAGAAGGGCUUGGAGAAGUAUGCUAGGGAGAGGAGAUGGAGGAGCUUUCAGUUGAUUGCCACAGCUUAUAUCUUGGGUCGUAUACAACAAAGUAAUGGUGCAAUCAUGGGUUUCCUAAGGGACAGAUGGUUGUCCGGUACAAUGUCUAGGUUGCUCGUAGCAAGUGCUGAUUUUGAUUGCGGGAAGCUCUAAAACUAUUACGAUUGAGUUCUUUUAUGUCAAAAUGUAAUUGGAAGUGUAGUAGAGUGAUUAAUUGGUAUUUAAAUGUUAUAAGGGCGUCAGUAGGCUAAUCCACGACCCUGAAUUUAUAUUGUUUCGAAUUCGAUCACAUAUGCAUGCUUAAUCGACAUUAGUUAAUUGAUAUCUUGAGUUAUUUACAAGGGCAA
Molecule: messenger RNA, 2480 nt
Organism: Phoenix dactylifera (date palm)
Lineage: Eukaryota; Viridiplantae; Streptophyta; Magnoliopsida; Arecales; Arecaceae
Product: monooxygenase 2-like
Molecular function (GO): FAD binding
Source: RefSeq, a predicted model, not a curated record